AGCUGUUGUGAAGGGCCGAUAAAUACGAUCCAGGUGGUGCUAAAACGUUGCAAUCUCAUCAAGCUUAAACAACUAUAUAAGCAUUGUGUAGAAUGAUUCCCAAGAUUGCUUGUCGUUUCUCCAAGCUUUCGAUAUUUGGGGCUCAAUAUUAACUACAUCAUGGGUAAACUUUUCAAUAUCUCGCUUGCGCUGUUUGUAUGUACUGGAUCAUUCCUAUUUGGAUAUGAUGCUGGUGUUAUGACGGAUGUCAUUGCCAGCAAAAAUUUCCUCGCCUUUUUCGAUACGACGAAGGAUUCGCCAAUCAUUGGUGCAGUCAACUCGACCUUCAAUGGCGGUGCGGUGUUUGGUGCCCUCCAAGGCGGCCUCACCAUGGACAGAUUCGGACGAAAAAUCACUAUUCUUAUGGGAUCUCUCAUUUGUCUCGUUGGAGCUAUCCUUCAAUGCACUGCUCAGAAUCUCUCCAUGAUUCUCGUUGGCCGAAUCCUCACCGGCUGGGCAGUCGGUCUGCUUUCAAUGGCUGUACCAGUAUACAAUUCAGAGUGCGCUGCACCGAAAAUUCGAGGAUUAAUUGUUGGUCUUUCGCAACAAAUGAUUGGCAUCGGCUUUAUCGUGUCCACAUGGGUCGGAUAUGGAUCUGGGACAGCUCCAGCAUCGAGCAGUAUUCAAUGGCGUCUUCCACUUGCAUUUCAAUGUUUGCCUUGCGCUAUUCUUGCUGCUGGAAUCAUGUUCAUGCCCGAAAGCCCCCGUCAUCUCAUGGAGACAGACCGCGAGGAGGAAGCACUUAGAGUUCUCCGCAAACUCCAUUUCACUGGUGCCAACGAAGAUGAAGUCAUGCAAGAAUUUCACGAAAUCAAGACGACCAUAGCUGCAGAGAAAGCCAUCACUGUACCAGGCUGGAGGAUCAUGUUUACUGUCAAGCAGUGGAGGACGAGGCUGUUUCAUGGUAUUGCUGUGCAGUGUUUCACGCAAUUCACAGGGAUCAAUGUUAUUGGAUACUACCAAACGACAAUGUACGACGCUCUGGGAAUAACAGGCAACAGAAAUUUGCUUGUUGCAGGUAUCUACAAUUGCAUGGGACCACUUGCCAAUCUUAUAUUCAUCGUCUUUUUGAUUGACCGUAUUGGUCGACGCAAGCCACUUCUCUGGGGAACUAUUGGCAUUACCAUUGCUCUUAUCUGCGAAGCAGUUGUCAAUAGUCAAAUCGACACCGAGAAUCCACAGAAGGGCCUUUCAAUUGCUGGAGUAUCUUUUUUGUUUUGUGUCACCGUCAUAUUCUCAUUUUCUUGGGGACCAAUCUCAUGGGUCUACAUGUCGGAAGUUAUGCCCAUGCAGAUCAGAGCUCGUGGAAAUGCAUUUGCAACGGGAAUUGGGAACUGGCUGGUGAGUGCUAGACAUGAAAUUGCAUCAAAAAGUACUGAUGGUGCGUUUAGGUAUCUACGUUCUGGGCCCAAGUCUCACCAACAGCCCUCAAGCAUCUGACCUGGAAGUUUUAUUUCCUAUUCGUCGCAUGGAAUAUCGUCGUCACCUUUCCCGUCGUCUUCUUCCUCUUCAAGGAAACAAAGCAAGUCAGUCUCGAAGAUAUAGACUUACUCUUCGGCGAGCGUGCACUUGGUACGUUACCAGAUGAUCUCAACAAGUCGAUCACGCAUGGUGCGGACACGGUUGAAGACGUUGCUGUUCCAAUGGAUGCAGAAAAAAGAGCGAAAGCCGAGCAAAGUCAAGCUGUUUGAUAUAACGAAAGACUUCGAGGUCAAUGAGAUACUGCUCGGUGGUCUCGGUAGCAUAGAAUUUUCUGGAAAUUUUCGACGGUGGCAGAGUGACCUACUGGAAUUACCCAUAUACUUGUUUGUUUCAGUAGCUGCGACUUUAGAAGGAGCGGCAGAGAGCCAUGAGAACUGUUCACACAUCGGUUCAGUUCAAUGACAAAUCUCCCGCACCGAACACGUACGUUUCCUUGCAUCUAGUGAGGUCAGGAGGUCCUGGUGGGCGGCCCAGCGGUGAUGUAGAAUCUCUUUGUCAACAUAUCGAGCCCAGUCCCAGAAUUGCAGAGCACACUUGGUCAGACAGAGUACGCAAGAAGGACAAGCCGAGAUCAGGACAGCUUCUUGCAUAUCCGAAUCAUUUCGCAUGCAAGUAAACAAAGCCAUUGAUUGAGUCACUGCCGAGUGCAACAUGCCGAUAAGCGAGCCUCAGAGUCUCCAGAAAAAUCUCCACUACAAAGAAAAAUCUGAAUAGAGCCCUCAAAGCGACAAAAAAAGAAGUCCGAAAGUUUCGAUUCUCAAAAUGCAAAGAUUCUAGGGGAAAAGUGGUUCAAAAGACAAAAAUGUAAAUCCAAUGAUAGCAAUUCCUAGUUUCGAUCUAGGGACCUCAGGGUUAUGAGCCCCGCGCGCUUCCUCUGCGCCAAAUUGCUUUGUCGAUGAGGACUUACAACAUCAAUUUCUUUGCUGAAUUGAAAUAUUUAUGCUUAGUUCGCUAGAAAUACCACAGAAUAAAGAAGAACGCUAUGAUGUAAUAGAGUGCUGGUUGUGAGUCACAAAGAAUUCAAGCGAACUGGGUGUGCGACUCACUGCCCCACAAAGAUAUGAAAACGGCAGUUUAUCGGAUUUUUGGGCCUGUUAAGUCAUGAAUUUUAUAUUAUUUGCCAGUCGGGCUGUAAAUAAUCGAAUUCAUAUUCGUAUCAAAGUGCGGAGAAUAUAUUUGGAAAUUGAUCUGAGUUCUAUUCCGAAAAAGUCUGCGGUAAGCGAGACAAAAAGGUGGCGGGGUAAACAUAGAUAGUUUUCGUAUUGCGAAGUUUAGAUGGUACAGUGUUUAAGGAGGCAAGAACGAACGCAAUCACUUGGUGGUGCAUG
This is a messenger RNA of Cadophora gregata, 2849 nucleotides long. RefSeq lists its product as uncharacterized. Bases 160 to 1479 code for a protein of 439 amino acids. Gene Ontology annotation, molecular function: carbohydrate:proton symporter activity. Gene Ontology annotation, biological process: transmembrane transport; carbohydrate transport. Lineage: Eukaryota; Fungi; Ascomycota; Leotiomycetes; Helotiales; Ploettnerulaceae. Gene Ontology annotation, cellular component: membrane. The transcript is spliced from 7 exons. The record is from RefSeq and is a predicted model, not a curated record.